AUGGAAACUAAUCGCAUAUGGGUAGCCCUAAGAAAGGUUCCUGGCCCCAAAGCGCACUGGCUACUUGGAAAUCUAGAUGAUGUGGGCACAUUGGAAGAUUACCUAGAAGGUCUUACUAAAUUGUGCCAAGCUUAUCCUAAUAUGUUUCCUAUUUGGUAUGGUAUUACCAAUCCUACAUUAGUAUUGAGCAGCCCUCUUGUGGCCAAAAAAUUUAUCAAACCAUGUAAUACGAAAGAAACAGUCGUUCAACGAAUUUAUAAGGAGUGGACUGGGUCUGGACUUUUAUUCACUAAUGGAAAGCAGUGGUCAAGAAAUCGAAAAUUAUUAACACCUGGAUUUCACUUUGAUAUUUUGAAGACCUAUCUGGUUGUCUAUAAUGAAUGUAUCGAUAUCUUAAUGAAUAAAUGGUCAAAACUAGCUGUAGAAAGUAAACCUUUCGAAGUUCGAGAAGAUAUGAGCUUAUGCACUUUUGAUAUUAUCUUACAGUGUGCUUGCUCUACAAAGUUAAAUCCGCAAGCAGAAGGUUUUAGGCAUCGAUUCUUAACAGCAUGCCACGAAAACUCUCUCUUUGUGGAAGCUAGAGCGCAAAAUCCACUCUAUGUCAGCAAGUUGAUUUAUAAAUUAACUACAGAGGGGAAAAAAUUUUACUCCAAUGUUCAUUAUUGUAAACAAUUCGCUAAGGAAAUUAUACUUGAACGUCAAGCUGAUUUGGAAAAUCAAGAUGGCAUUAACGAAGAAAGGAAACACUUGGACUUUCUAGAUAUUUUACUCACAGCCAAGGAUAGCGAUGGUGUAGGAAUGACACUCGAUGAGAUGGCUGAUGAAGUGAUAACAUUUUUAUUUGCAGGACACGAUACAACAUCCACAUCAAUAUCCUGGUUACUCUAUAGUUUAGCGAGUAAUCCAGAUUAUCAAAAGAAAUGUCAAGAGGAGAUAGACAACGUUCUUGGUGACAGAACUGAAAUAGCAUGGGAGGACUUGUCGUCUCUACCCUAUUUAACGUUAUGUAUUAAAGAAUCACAACGAUUGCAUACGACAGUUCCGCUUCUUGGAUAUACGUUAGCAGAAGGUAUGACUGUUGGUGGAGUCAAAUUUCCUAAAGGAAUGGAUAUUGAAGUUCCAGCUUACGUCUAUCAUCAUGAUUCGAGAUGGUGGAAAGAUCCAUGGACCUAUGAUCCACUACGUUUUACACCUGAGAAUUCUAACAGUCGAGAUGCCUAUGUUUAUAUACCCUUUGCUAUAGGAAGUCGAAACUGUAUUGGACAAAAUUUUGCCUUCCAAGAAGUGAAAGCGGUAGCGGCUAGAAUCUUGCAACGUUUUGAUAUAGCUACCAAUCAGACAACCUUUAAGCACAUUCCAGGUGGAGUUUUGAAAAGCCAAAAUGGAAUAUGGAUAUCUCUCAAGGAGCGCAAGUAA
Trichoplax adhaerens is the source of this 1416-nucleotide messenger RNA. RefSeq lists its product as uncharacterized. The coding region runs from base 1 to 1416 and encodes 471 amino acids. The record is from RefSeq and is a predicted model, not a curated record. The transcript has a single exon. Gene Ontology annotation, molecular function: heme binding; oxidoreductase activity, acting on paired donors, with incorporation or reduction of molecular oxygen; iron ion binding. NCBI's taxonomy places the organism in Eukaryota, Metazoa, Placozoa, Uniplacotomia, Trichoplacea, Trichoplacidae.